AUGAGGAGCAAGAGCGGUUUUAGUUUCUUCUCUAAGAUGACUUCUUCUAGGAAGAAACCUUCUCUUUCAAUACCUAGCAAGGGUUUAGAGUCGUCGAAGAUCGACCGAACGAUCGAUCACACCGCGGAGAUCAUUGAGAAAUGGAAUACAGAGUAUGUUUCUACGACGAAGUUUUAUUCUCUGUUUUGCGAGAGCAAGCGUGAAGCGAAAGAGUUCGUGAAACAGGUUAAGGAUCUUCAGAAUGCGAUGGAUUUGUUGAUUAGAGAAGAUCCUAAUUCGGAGAAUCUCCUUAGAGCUCAGAAACUGAUGCAAAUCGCUAUGAAACGACUUCAGAAUGAGUUUCACCAGAUUCUGACUAUGAAUAGUGCGCAUUUGGAUCCCGAGUCUGCCUCGAGUAGAUCUCCUACCUCUGUUGUAUCAAACGAAGACGAUGUUUGGCAUGAGUCUCGCUUGGCUGGAGAUUCUAUUAACGAAGUUGAAGAAGUGUCGAGGAACUCAAUGACGGAGCUUAAAUCGAUCGCAGAGUGUAUGAUCGCAGCCGGUUACGCGAAAGAGUGUGCGAGUACCUAUAAAUCCAUAAGAAAAUCGAUAGUCGACGAAGGGAUUUACCGUCUUGGAGUCGAGAAAAUCAGUUCGUCCAAGGCUAAAAAGAUGCCAAGCGAGGUUGUUGAGUUGAAGAUGAAGAGCUGGGUCGAAGCGGUUAAGGUCUCGAUGAAGAUUCUCUUCGAUGGCGAAAAGACUCUAUGCGAAGAAGUUUUUGAAUCCUCUGUUUCUCUAAGAGAGUCUUGUUUCCGAGAUAUCUCCAAGGAAGGAGCUCUUCUUUUGUUCGGAUUCCCGGAAACCGUUGCCGUGAGAGUCAAGAAAAAUCCACACCCGAGGAAGAUAUUCCCGUUGUUGGAUAUGUAUUGCUCCAUCAACGAGAAUUUACCGGCGAUCGAAUCAAUCUUCUCGUUCUCAUCACUAUCCGCUGUUCAAACUCAAGCUCUCACUUCGCUUAGCCGACUUAGCGAGUCGAUUCUUUCGCAUUUGGUGGAAUUUGAAUCGGAAAUCCGGAAAGACUCGUCUAAGAUGGUGGUUCCUGGUGGAGGAGUGCAUCCGAUGACUAUCUCCGCCAUGGAUCACCUCUCUAGCCUCGCGGAAUACAGUAACGCACUCAUGGAUAUCCUCAACGGAUCAUCAUCUUCCUCUUCCGCUAAAUCGUUGCUUCCGAAAUCUUAUUUCAACGUCUCGGGAUCCGAGGGAUCUCCAACUUCGGAGGUAAGAGCGCGAUUCGCGUGGAUGAUUCUCGUCCUACUAUGCAAAAUCGACGCCAAAGCUGAGAUGUACAAGGAAUUCUCGAUGCAGUAUCUCUUCUUAGCCAACAACCUCCAACACGUAGCGUCUCGCGCACGCUCCACGAACUUGAAGCAACUCCUCGGCGACGAUUGGAUCGCUCGGCAUUUCGAGAAAGUCAGGCAGUUCGCUAGAAGCUACGAGCGGCUCGCGUGGGGUCCACUUGCGUCAAUGUGUCCGGCGAUUAGUACAUCGGAGGCUGUGGAAAUGUCGCCCGAAGAGACGAAGAUGCAAUUCGAAAUGUUCGACGAGAGAUUCGUGAACACGUUUGUGUCGCAGAGCGCGUGCGUCAUACCGGAUCCGAAAUUACUCGACGAGAUAAGAAUUUCGAUCGGGAGAAUGUUGUUGCCGGUUUAUCGUGAUUUUUACAACGCACAUAGAAAUGCUGUUAUGUUGGCGGGAACGGAAGGUGGGUGGAAUGUCAGAUUUACCCCUGAAGAUAUUGGAAACCAUUUGUCGGAGUUGUUUAACGGCAAGGGUGUUUCGGAGAAUCCAUAUGUGUGUUCGACAUCUUUCUGUCUUCUUAAAGCUCCUCCCACCAUUCUUGGACCAAAGCCACGAUCUUUGUCAUGCAGAAGAUUUUGA
Messenger RNA from Arabis nemorensis, 1917 nucleotides. The record is from the annotation of a GenBank genome assembly. NCBI's taxonomy places the organism in Eukaryota, Viridiplantae, Streptophyta, Magnoliopsida, Brassicales, Brassicaceae.